Molecule: messenger RNA, 549 nt
Organism: Necator americanus (New World hookworm)
Lineage: Eukaryota; Metazoa; Nematoda; Chromadorea; Rhabditida; Ancylostomatidae
Exons: 4
Coding region: 1-549 (182 amino acids)
Source: RefSeq, a predicted model, not a curated record
AUGGAAAUCCGGUGCUGUUUGUGUCUUGAAGGUACAAGAAUCAUAUUCGAAGACGAUUAUGGUAAUGAUCCAAGCAGUGCAUACAAGUGUUUUCAAGGCACGGUACACGUGAAGCGCGCUGCGUUUUAUGUGGCCGUUUCGGCACUCAUACUGUGCUUGUUUUCCUCGAUUUGUAUGUUCUUCGGCGUGUAUUCUGUGAAUCUUUGGCUGGAUAUUUUUCUAAUCGUUAUGAACACAAUUGUGGCUAUUUGCGUUCUUGUUGGACUGUACUUCGACAAUCCGGCGUACCUCAUUCCUUUUAUUGUAAUUGAGAUUUGCCAGUGUGUUGGUUUUUUUCUUCUUGCAACAUAUACGCUAUAUUAUACUAUUGCGAUUAAAAAGCAACGCUUCUAUCAGAAAUUUGAUCAAAUCCUGAUGGUUGUCUCUAUAUAUCUUGGUAUUCUUGUAUGUGCACAAGCAACAUGGGUAACGAAUAGAUGCUAUCAUUAUCUUCGAUCCAGACGACUUCGUCCAACAUGUGACGACGUUACGCACUCGUUCUGGGGUUAA